ACGAAAAUGAUGGAUUAUAUCAUCUCUGUGGUCACCUCCAGGAAACCUGAUGCUGGCACAUACAGCCGUGUCUUUGUGUCACUUAUUGGGACAGAGGGAACCAGUGACGAGAGUGAAGUGGGCAGAGAAAAUGUCUAUCUGUCACCAGGAUCAAAAUGCUCAACCAAAAUUUCUUGCCACCACAAUUUGGGCAAGAUACUACUUGUCACUCUACGCAAAGAGCAAGUAGUAAGCUUUCCAGAUCUGAACUGGCACUGCCAAGACAUUUGGGUGGAGGCUCCGGAUGGACAGAAAUAUUACUUUCCCUGCAACAAGUGGCUAUGUAAGGACAGCAACACCAUAACUGUAAGAGAAGGAUGGGCCAGGAAACUGAACGAAGAUGAUGUAAAGCAGCUGCAGGAUCACCGAAUCAGAGAGUUGGAGGAGAAGAGAAAAAUAUAUAAAUGGCACAUACAUGUAGAACAUGUUUCACACUGUGUGAAUGUGCCAACAGUGGAGCAGCUGAGCCCAAACAUCAAAUACACAAGAGUUGGCCCAGGGCUUAAUCUACACUAUCUGAGGGGUUUCACUGAGUGCACAGAGUCAUGGAGAUCAAUGGAACAACUGAGCAAGUUUUUUGCUUUAAACAAGUACCUCUGUUCACCUGUUGCUG
Molecule: messenger RNA, 652 nt
Organism: Polypterus senegalus (gray bichir)
Lineage: Eukaryota; Metazoa; Chordata; Cladistia; Polypteriformes; Polypteridae
Product: hydroperoxide isomerase ALOXE3-like
Exons: 5
Molecular function (GO): protein binding
Source: RefSeq, a predicted model, not a curated record